This is a messenger RNA of Cetraspora pellucida, 659 nucleotides long. Lineage: Eukaryota; Fungi; Glomeromycota; Glomeromycetes; Diversisporales; Gigasporaceae. The record is from the annotation of a GenBank genome assembly.
AUUGGAAAGAGCGUUUCAGUGAAAGAUUAUAAUACUUUUCUUGACCGUAACGAAUCGACUGGAUACAAAUUUAUUUGGGAAAACGAAAAUGUAUACAUUAUUGAAAUGGCAAACCGAGAACAUGAAGCUGUUGUAUCUGUGCUUUUUAAAUGUUUUGAUAGACCAAAUAAUAGUGUAAUACAUGGUCCAAUAGAAAUUUAUGGUCAACCAUAUCAUUAUAAUCCAAUCGGCCAUGGGGAAAAAAUAGCACCAGAUAUCGCAGUUUGUCCAAGUAAUGCUCAUGUUUUGCGACCAUUAAUUCGGCAUCCUGGUCCCCUCCUAGGUCGUGCUCACGCGAGAAUUAUCUGUGAGGUAGCUACCGCUCAAGGCUUCGAUCUCUGGAAUACUAAAUGCGAAACAUGGAUGCAUGAAGAAUAUGUGCGUUGUGUACUUGGUAUUAAGCUUGGUUCUAAAAGAAAUAUCGGAACAACUCGUGGAGCACCAGCAGAGAGUGUAUUAUCAAUAAAUGCAAAUUUAGCAGGAGUAUAUGUCACAGAAUGGGAUUUCAGCACUAUACAAUAUAAUAAUAAUACAUCUACACUUACUGGUUGCAAUGCUUCGAAUCUUAAUGCCUUUCAAGUGACUAUUCCUAUAUCUGAUGUUUUCUAUGACCCACCAUA